Messenger RNA from Anopheles darlingi, 3431 nucleotides. RefSeq names its product AT-rich interactive domain-containing protein 1B-like. Bases 843 to 2018 code for a protein of 391 amino acids. Lineage: Eukaryota; Metazoa; Arthropoda; Insecta; Diptera; Culicidae. The transcript is spliced from 4 exons. The record is from RefSeq and is a predicted model, not a curated record.
GGUCCCGCUGCCGGCCGGCAACGGCGGUGGAUUAUUUCGUCAGACGGAUAAGAGCUACAGCUCGUCAGAUCAUACAGACCAUCUGGCGCCAAAAAUGGCGCGGAAAGCGAUUUCGAUUUACGAAUCCCCAAUUGAAAAGGGAGGAGACAAUUUAGAUUUGAUUUGAGACGGUUCCCAGAUGUAUGAAAAAUUAUGUGAAACUACUACAAGAUGUUAUAAUACCAUGGAUGAUCCACCCCUGAAGAGGCCUCAACCAUCUAGAUACAUCACAACCGCGGUGCAGUAAACCACGGCACAUCCGAUUGGCGCUACUUCACCCGAAUUGUUGUUGAUGAUGAUGGUGAUGAUGAUGACCUGCAGUCAACACACCAAGUGGCGUGGAAUGCUCGAUAGGCGGCACUGCACUUUCCAUGGCAUGAAUUGCGUCGCCCCACUCUAUCCCGUUCGGUGAUGUUCUAUUGUUCGUAAAUGCGUGAGUAGUAGUGAGUAACACCGGCCCAUUCGAUGGCUAGGCCCCUCCUCUCCGCAGAAGGGGUCUCGGCUAUCGCGAGCCGCGGAUUGAGGUAAAUUCGUGUCCACUGUUUGACCACAUUGUGCGUGUGUACAUGUAACCAUUGAGCAAUACCAUAUUGAGCAUAUAACCAUUGAGCAUAUGACCAUUGAGCAAGAGUUCGACCCAAAUCCGUCAUCGUCGUGUCCACCAAAGCGUAAAGGGUAUUAUUGUCGAUUGUGAUGAAACUGUAUUAUACUCAAACACAUUUCCUCCUCCCCGAAGCAGGUUGCACCCUAUGUCCCGUGUUGUCCUUAUCAUUUGACUUUUUGUAGUUGUUUUGGACUUUCCCAUGGGGAAAGAUUUCAAUUUCAAACUGUCGGUUACAUCGAGCUUUAAUGGUGUGCUACCUUUAUCCUCCCUUAAACAUACACACACACACACACACAGCAGACCGGAGAUUCUGGAGAGUCAGCUUGUGUCGGCAUUCAGGGCCGCCGCCGCUCUGCCGGAUGCCGAAUCGUUGGAUCUCCGUCAACCAUCACUUUCGCCGCUGGAGGAUGGACGUCACUCUCAGCAUCAGCAUUCGGAGCAUUCGUCGCAUCACGCCGGACCACUACAGCUGACAUCGGAGUACUCGCGUAAACGUUCCCACCGCCAGCUGGAGUUGCCCAACUUUUUCGCCUCCCCAACACACCUGGAUACAGGGCCUGGGGUUCUCGGUGAGCAAUCGUUGGGCUUGAACGAUGGCGGACCGCACGAGGGAGGGCCCAGCUCCCGGAAGAAGUCCAAGUUUUCGGCCAACAGUUCUGCUGCGGCCGCAGCAGCAGCCGCUGCCGCAGCGGCCGUAGCCGCCAAUUACUACGACAACGCAUAUCUUUCGUUCGAGAAGAGCCUCCGAGGAGCGUUCGGAGUGAACGCGGAAGGUGUAGGCAGCAUUUCAUCGAUGCUCGAUGGUGGUGGCCACCUGAGUCACCUUCAGGUGGUCGAUCCAUAUCAGUCCAGCUCUCACCACCACCAUCAUCAUCAGCAGCAGCAGCAGCAGCAACAACAUCAUCAUCAGCACCAUCCUCCACAUCAUCUGCUAAGUCCGAUCAACUACACGCUGACGGCCGAAGCGAUCAAUCGACGCAUUCGCAGCACGCUUGGAUUGGAAUUGGAAUCGGAGCAAAGCGCCCGGGACCCGGGCUCCGAUCGGGCUCCAUCGGCAAAGGAUUCUGCUGGUGAGACGGGUGAGUGUUACGGGACUGGCCCGGGUAGUCCGGAUUGGAUGAGACGUGGUAUCGGUGGUCCGGGAUCACAGCCACGGAGCGAUUCGGCCGGUGCUUACGCUCGAGAUAGUCCGCCCGGUAUGGGUACGGCUUCUCCUCCUGUUUCGCAUCCUUCUGCCCCUCCUCCGCUGGGAUCGGGUUCUGGAUCAUACGGGGAGCACAAAUUUGGAGCCCAUUAUUCGCCCGUACCACCGGCGACCACCAUGAUGCACGACGAUAACAACAAUGUGGAUAAGAAGCCCGCUUAUACCGAGUGAGUGAGUUAGAUGUGGUGCCGGUGCGACAUUGCUUUACUGCAGAGCGAAGCCUCCUGGUGUGCUUUAUAUCCCAGUUAAUUGACAACGCUAGAUACUGGUGUGUGGUGGAACGGCGGUGACUUUUUGGGACACGAAUUUUAUCAGCAAAAUGGCAAAACGGUCACAUUUGAUAGUGUAGGGUUAGAGACAGCUGUUGGGGAGGCCCUGAUAUCCUGAACGGGAUCCACGGCUACUAGGAUCAGUUGUUAAGAUGCCCAAUAGAGAAAGAGAGAGAGAGAGUUCUCUCGCCUGGCGAGAAGCAGUUUUAAGAUGUACUAUUCCUUCCGAAAUCUACGUAACCAUAGUAACGUGCACAUGCAGUGUAACGAAGUGUAACUUUGAAUUUUGACUGAAAACUUGUUGUGGGCACGAUUUGUGUGAAUUUUGUGGAAAAUGCCUUCCUUUCGUGUAUGUGUAUGGGUGUGCCGGUAUCUUUAAGCAAAUCAAUUCGCUAGGCUUUGGACUGAGUUCAUGACAAUGACGGGAAAUGGUCUUCAUCAAAAUUAUGUAGUCAUGUUUUGGUUUUUGUUGUUUAAAUCAUUAUUGGCGCGACCAUUUUCGAUGCAAAACAUUUUUGAAAAUCAUACAUUUCCUUUAGUGAACUGCUCCAGUAUCUAUACCAGUAUCACACCAUGUAUUGCGUCAAACGUGCCCUCCCCCCCCACCCCCCAUUCGGAGCAUAAGUUUUAAAAUGAACGAAAAAUGAGCCUUUCAAUGUGAAGCAUAUAGGUGUAGCAGUGUAGAGAAAGAAAUUGUAAGAAAGAGAGGCCGCACGCGAAGGGCGCACCAGGAACCCGCUAGGAAGUUCACUGAUAAUCCCCUCCCCCAUACGAUAAUCAAAACGCAGAUAAACCGAGCAUAACUUUGACUAAACAGAAGUAAACCCCUUGGUGAUUAUUCUAGACUGAUUAGUAUACUAUACGGACACGAACGGUAUAUACACUCCAUCGUAUCGGUAUCAUCGGCGCGAGUCGCGAGCCGGGGGCGGAAGGUUGAGGCUUAUAUCCAAGGAUUUCAAUUCAUAGCAUGUGGGUGGGUUUUGUAUCAUUAUGAACCCGAGGAGAAAAGCUUGGUGAAAAUUGUGCACGGUUGUGGAGCUCCUGGUUUUGAGGCCACCAGCCGAGUGGUUCACGAGCGAGCUUCACACCUACCACCAGAGAAGCUAAUUGGACCCCAGAGAAUGGGCGAAUGAGAAUGAGGAGAGAAAGAGAACUUUAGACCGACGGUUAAUCGUUUUGUGAGGUGAUCCGGGGACCUAGACCGAGAACAAUUGCAUAUUUGGAGCAGAAGUAAAGUUACUUCCAAUGGCCGGUAAUAAAGUAUGUUAAACGAUUCUUCCAGUAUUUGUCUCGUAUCAUCCAGCGAUCCAUUCAU